Molecule: messenger RNA, 945 nt
Organism: Ochotona princeps (American pika)
Lineage: Eukaryota; Metazoa; Chordata; Mammalia; Lagomorpha; Ochotonidae
Product: olfactory receptor 5G25-like
Exons: 1
Coding region: 1-945 (314 amino acids)
Biological process (GO): sensory perception of smell; G protein-coupled receptor signaling pathway
Cellular component (GO): membrane
Molecular function (GO): odorant binding; G protein-coupled receptor activity; olfactory receptor activity
Source: RefSeq, a predicted model, not a curated record
AUGGAUUCUGAAAAUCAAACUUCUGUGAUUGAGUUUUUUUUCAUGGGAUUGACCAAUCAUUUCCAGCACCAGGUUGUUCUCUUCCUGAUGUUUCUUGCCUUUUAUCUUGUCACUCUUCUGGGAAAUCUGGGAAUGAUCACUGUCAUUUGGAAGGACUCACGACUCCACACCCCUAUGUAUUUUUUUCUCAGCCACUUGUCUUUUGUGGAUGUCUGCUCGGCUUCUGUGAUUGGUCCUAAGAUGUUGACUGACAUCUUUGUGGAGAAAAAAGUAAUUUCUUUCUUGGGUUGUGCUGCUCAGGUGUGGUUUUUUGGUCAGUUUGUAGUGACCGAAUGUUUCCUUUUGGCUGCCAUGGCAUAUGAUCGGUAUGUGGCCAUCUGUAAGCCCUUACUGUACACACUCAUUAUGUCUCAGCAACUGUGUAUGCAGUUGGUGGCCGGGCCUUAUGCCAUGGGCCUUAUAAGCACCGUCACUCAUUCAACUUUCACCUUUCUCCUUCCUUACUGUGGCCCAAAUGUCAUCAACCACUUCUUUUGUGAUCUUCUUCCUGUUCUCUCCCUGGCUUGUGCAGAUACCCAGGUCAAUAAGCUUUUACUUUUUAUCUUGGCUGGAGCCCUUGGAGUACUCAGUGGAGUGAUUAUCUUGGUUUCCUACAUUUACAUUGUCAUCACCAUCCUGAGGAUUCGCUCUGCUGAUGGGCGUCACAAAGCCUUCUCCACCUGCUCGUCACACCUGACAGCCGUGUCCAUUCUUUAUGGGACACUUUUCUUCAUCUAUGUACGUCCGAGCUCUAGUUUUUCCUUGGAUAUCAACAAAGUAGUAUCGGUGUUCUACACUUCAGUGAUUCCCAUGUUGAAUCCACUAAUCUAUAGUCUGAGAAACAAGGAGGUCAAAGAUGCAUUCAGAAGGACUUUUGAAAAGAAGAAAUUUCUUGUAAGUUGGUAA